Molecule: messenger RNA, 319 nt
Organism: Penaeus indicus
Lineage: Eukaryota; Metazoa; Arthropoda; Malacostraca; Decapoda; Penaeidae
Product: large ribosomal subunit protein eL31-like
Exons: 2
Coding region: 75-299 (74 amino acids)
Biological process (GO): cytoplasmic translation
Cellular component (GO): cytosolic large ribosomal subunit; ribosome
Molecular function (GO): structural constituent of ribosome
Source: RefSeq, a predicted model, not a curated record
CCUCACGCGCAGCAGUUUACUUUCUCUCCGCCAGAUGGCUCAGAGUCUCUUUACCUCCGUCGGCGACACACAAGAUGCCUCGUCGUAAGACUGAGAAGCGCCAGUCGGCCAUCGACAAGGUGGUAACCAGGGAAUACACCAUCAACCUCCAUGCUCGUCUACAUGGAGUCAGUUUCAAGAGGAAAGCCACCCGUGCUAUCAAGGAGAUCCGCAAGUUUGCCAAGCAGCAGAUGAACACGGAUGAUGUGCGCAUUGACUUGAGGCUUAACAAGUUUAUCUGGAGCCGUGGUAUCAGGUGAGCAUUUAAUCUUAUUUGUAC